UCCAAGUAAGAGUAUUGCGUCACCGUCUCCCAACGCAACACCCACGUGCUUCGCGCUCCUACGGACGUCCUCAUCUCCAUUUUUCUGUGAUAUCCUAAACUUCAAAUACGAGUCCUACCGAGAGCUCGUUUGAACACUUGCACUCUUGGAACACGAACAGUUGUAUUUAGACGAUUCCAAAAGGACUUUUUGGAAGUGAUAGCUAACGAAGGCGGCAUCUUAUAAGACGCCCGGUACAAGAUGAGGAGAUCUUCAUUCUGAAAUAUAGAGCCCAGGGUGACAUCCAAGAUGACGAUGAAGCCCGCAGCGGAGACAGAGAGAAACACGAGCCCCCAGGACUGCGCUGGUUGCGGGAAGCGGAUUAAUGACAGAUACCUCCUGAAGGCGCUCGAGUUGUACUGGCACGAGGACUGUCUCAAGUGCGGCUGCUGCGACUGUCGGCUGGGGGAGGUCGGGUCCACGCUCUUCACGAAGGGCAACCUCAUUCUCUGUAGGAGGGAUUACCUAAGGCUCUUCGGUACAACGGGAUAUUGUUCAGCGUGCUCAAAGGUUAUCCCCGCCUUUGAGAUGGUUAUGAGAGCCAGGAACAAUGUGUACCACCUUGAGUGCUUCGCUUGUCAACAGUGCAACCACAGGUUCUGCGUGGGCGACAAAUUCUACCUGUGCGACAACAAGAUCCUGUGCGAGUACGACUAUGAGGAACGCCUCGUCUUCGCAUCCAUGGCCUGUACUCCGUCGUCACUCGCUCAGCUCAAACGCCAGAUCGGUGGGCUUGAGAGCCCCGCGGCCCUCGACGAUUCCCGCAAGCCUCCACCCUCCACCACCUCCACCUCCACGCCCCUCCAACACGGGCCGCUCCACCACCACCACCACAACGCCACGCCAACACAGCAGCAGCCUCCUCCACCUCCUCCACCACAGCAAUUACCUUCACAGCAGCAACAGUCGCCUCUCGUGCAACAGCAGCAACAGCAACAGCAGGCACCUCCACCACCGCCCCCCCAACGCCCGAUGGUCACGUGAUCAUCAGUGUUGCUCAGAACCGAGAUGAUUUGGUUCUAGAAAGAUCAUCUCGAUAGUGAAUAUUGAUUAUGAUUAUUAUCAUUUCUCUCGUAUUCAUAAGCACUGCUUAUGCCUCUUUGUUUGAUUGGAAUAUAUGUUAGGAGAUUUUUUAUAUAUAUAAAUAGAAGUAUAUAUAUUUAUUAUUUUCUCAGUGGAACUGUCGAUUCGAUUUACAAAUUCGAGCCAAAAUGAAAGGCAAAAUUCUGAUAGAUGAUAAAAAUAUGUUUGUGUCGCAUCCCUCUCGCUUAUCAAAUUGUAAAAUACCCAGUGACAACCAAAGAAAGAUUCUAGUCAUUUAUGUCCUACAUCCUCACCACAGUUUCAUAAUCAUUGGUUUUAUGAAGAUUAUUGUCACGAAUAAGCAUCGACUAGAGAUCUCAUGUAUAAAGCAAUUAUACGUACUGUGUACAUAAAGCAGAUCCUUUCCUUCCCCUCCCUCGCCUUUUUCAAGAAAAGAAUAUCUCAAAACGACAAAAAAACAACAUAUCGUUAAUAAUAGAUUGUCAUCCUUUUCCCUUCCCUUUCCUAAUUCCACCUUUCUCUUUCUCUCCCUUUUCUCUCCAAUUGAUCUCACUUGUUCCUCAUCCUCCGGUCUUCGUUUCGUGGUAUAUGUCGUCUAGCAUAUCGAUGUCUUGUAAGAAAAAAAAAGGUUCGAAUCUCAGAAUUUAGAAUCCCUGGGUUUCGAUUCUCUGAGUUUUGAAUAUCUGAGUUUCGAAUCCCAAAGUUUCGAACCCUUGAGUUCCGAAUCUCUGACACCAUCGUAUUCGAAGCUUUGAGGAUCUGUUCAUAGGGUACAGAUUUGAGUUUAGAUUCAAGAAAUGAUGUUCAAUUAAGGAUGAGGAAGUGUUCAUGAUAGGUCAGACUACAAUUCAGCGCAGGGAGCAUUUCAGAAAGUUCAGGCAUAAGUUUAGAAUGAUGAUGAUCUGUUCGUUAAAGUUCAGGCUUCAUUUUAGAUUUUCAUACCAUAUAUAUCACUGAAUAUUCACGUUUUUUUUUUCGUUUGGGAUUCGUGAAACUAAAUAUGUAGGUGGGAGCAGGCGGUUUGUAGAUGAUGAGUUUGCUAUGUGUGAACGAAAGAACAGUGAGCGUACAUUUAGAUAUAUAGAGCAGACAGUCUAGGCACAGCUAUCGCCCUGAGAAUUUGAUCUGAUUGUGAAAUUAGAAUACACACAAACAGAGAGAGAGAGAGAGAGAGAGAGAGAGAGAGAGAGAGAGAGAGAGAGAGAGAGAGAGAGAGAGAGAGAGGGAGGGAGGGUGAGAAAAAAAAGAGAUUAAGAUUCAAAUGACUAUCACAUUUUUAAUUAAGUAUGUGAACAUAUAGGGCCUAGAGGAAUACAACGCUUUCUUUAUGUCUAUUACUGGUAAAUAUGACUUAGGCAAGGUCAUUGUAAUGUGAGGACGUGUGUUGA
This is a messenger RNA of Penaeus monodon (black tiger shrimp), 2471 nucleotides long. RefSeq names its product LIM domain only protein 3-like. The transcript is spliced from 6 exons. Gene Ontology annotation, cellular component: nucleus. Gene Ontology annotation, biological process: positive regulation of transcription by RNA polymerase II. Bases 289 to 1023 code for a protein of 244 amino acids. The record is from RefSeq and is a predicted model, not a curated record. Gene Ontology annotation, molecular function: transcription coactivator activity; DNA-binding transcription factor binding. NCBI's taxonomy places the organism in Eukaryota, Metazoa, Arthropoda, Malacostraca, Decapoda, Penaeidae.